Messenger RNA from Electrophorus electricus (electric eel), 845 nucleotides. It is a transcript of the gene hddc3, whose product is annotated as HD domain containing 3. Gene Ontology annotation, molecular function: guanosine-3',5'-bis(diphosphate) 3'-diphosphatase activity. The record is from RefSeq and is a predicted model, not a curated record. NCBI's taxonomy places the organism in Eukaryota, Metazoa, Chordata, Actinopteri, Gymnotiformes, Gymnotidae.
CCAAUACAGGCUAGUUGAGGUUUCGGUGGCGAGAAACAGCCAGCUAACGUUACGUAUUGCUAACCAAGAAUCUGACUACACCGUCACAUUAAUAAAUAGUAAUAGGCAUCUCUAGCGAUAUUUGUGCCCCCCGAGUGUAGUUAUGAGUUCAGAGUCGGCAGUCCUGUUGGAAACCAUAAGCUUCGCUGCAGAGAAACAUCGAUGCCAGCGUCGCAAAGACCCUGAAGGAACCCCAUACAUCAACCACCCCAUAGGGGUGGCAAGGAUCUUGAGCCACGAAGGUGGAAUCACUGAUAUCGAAGUUUUACAAGCAGCACUUCUUCAUGACACUGUAGAAGAUACAGACACGACUGUUGAAGAACUAGAGACUGUGUUUGGAAAUACAGUAUCAAGGAUUGUCCAGGAAGUGACUGAUGACAAAUCGCUGCCUAAACAUGAAAGAAAACGCCUGCAAGUGGAACAUGCACCUUACUGCAGUCACCAGGCCAAACUGGUCAAAUUGGCUGACAAGUUGUAUAAUCUACGGGACCUUAAUCGCUGCACGCCUGUAGGUUGGACACCUGAACGUGUUCAGGAGUACUUUGUAUGGGCAGCGGAAGUAGUAAAAGGGCUUCGUGGAACCAACCCUGUGCUCGAAGUAAAGCUUCUGCAACUUUUCAAUGAGAGAGGCUUGGAGAUAUGACACUGAUAAAGCACUACCUCACACUACUCAAUUAUUAUAACUUUGUAAGCACUGAUAAAUUCCUGUUAUAUUUAUGAAUCAGACCAUGCAUUUGUGUUAACUGUAUUGUUUUGCAGAAUAAAGAUGGCCAAUGACUGUAAUAAACUGUUAUUGACAAGAAUAA